Messenger RNA from Pseudoliparis swirei, 4898 nucleotides. It is a transcript of the gene epha2b, whose product is annotated as eph receptor A2 b. The coding region runs from base 10 to 3003 and encodes 997 amino acids. Gene Ontology annotation, molecular function: transmembrane-ephrin receptor activity; protein binding; ATP binding. The transcript is spliced from 17 exons. Gene Ontology annotation, cellular component: plasma membrane; neuron projection. Gene Ontology annotation, biological process: axon guidance; protein phosphorylation; cell surface receptor protein tyrosine kinase signaling pathway. Lineage: Eukaryota; Metazoa; Chordata; Actinopteri; Perciformes; Liparidae. The record is from RefSeq and is a predicted model, not a curated record.
GUUUGCCAAAUGGAUUUCUUUGCUGGAGUCAGACCUUUAUUAUUUUCAUAUGUACUCAUUAACGGCAUACUAAUAACUUUACAGACUAAAGAAGAGGUGCUAUUGGAUAUGAAGGCAACGGGAGGUGAACUGGGCUGGUUGACAUGGCCCUUAGAUCAGGGAGAAAAGUCCGGGUGGGAGGUCACCCAGAGGACCCUGAACGGCUCUCAGUUCUACACCUACUCGGUCUGCAAUGUCGGCGAACGCGAGCAGGACAACUGGCUGCGCACCACCUUCAUCCAGCGGCGUCCGUCGGCCUCGCGGAUUUUCGUCGAGCUCCAGUUCAUCGUGCGCGACUGCAACUCCUUCGACGGCGCCUCGCUGACCUGCAAGGAGACCUUCAACCUCUUCACGUCCGAGUCCGACGCCGACGUGGGCACCACCUUCCGCAAGGGCCAGUUCAAGAAGGUGGCCACCAUCGCGCCCGACGAGAUCACCGGCAAGAACGAACUGCGCAUCAACACCGAGACGCGCGUGGUGGAGAACCUGUCGCGCAAAGGCUUCUACUUGGCCUUCCAGGACAUCGGGGCGUGCGUCGCUCUUCUCUCCACCAGGGUCUACUACAAGACGUGCCCGGCCACGGUGAAGAGCCUCGCGUCCUUCCCGGAGACCGUGGCCGGGGGCGAGAACCAGGCGCUGAGGGAGGUGAGCGGGUCGUGCGUGGAUAACGCCAUCAGCGAGGAGCUGCCUCGCAUCUACUGCACCGUGGACGGGGAGUGGGUGGUACCGGUCGGACAGUGCCAGUGCAAACCGGGCUACGAACAGGUCAAAGACGCGUGUCACGAAUGUCAGCCGGGCUUCUUCAAAGCCGCAGCAUCCGGUGACAAGUGUGAGGUCUGCCCCGCCCACACCCAGCGGCUGGAUUCUGGGGCUGCGUUUUGCCCCUGCUCGGAUGGCUUCUUCCGGGCCCCGACUGACCCCCCUAGUGGACCCUGCUCAGGCCUGCCUUCUGCGCCGCGAGACCUCGUGGCCACCACCACCCAGCUCUCCACGGGAAAACUCCACCUCUCCUGGAGCCCGCCCGAGGACACCGGGGGUCGGACCGACAUCACCUACAGCGUCGAAUGCCAGCGCUGCGAGGGCGCCGUCUGCCAGCUGUGCGGCGAGAAGGUCCGCUACGAGCCGGCCAGCGCGGGCCUGACGCGCACCAAGGUGUCGGUGAGCGAGCUGGAGGCGCACCUCAACUACACCUUCACCGUGGAGGCGCACAGCGGCGUGUCGCCGAUCGCCGGGCAGGCGACGCCGCGGUCCAAUCGGCCGCCGUCCACCAGCGCUCUGACGACAUCGCUGCACUACACGGACCCCCCCAGGAUUACCACGAUCCGAAUGGUCGAGAGGACCUCCGCCACCUUGUCCCUUUCCUGGGACGUCUCGCCCCGAAUUCGGGUCCAGCCGCGGCCCAUCCGCUAUGAGCUCACCUACCGCAAGAAGGACGAUAACCUGGACGUGACGACCUAUAUCGUGCUCUUACUGGAGAAGAACUUUGUGCAGAUCAGCGAUCUGGCCCCCGGCACGGCCUACCUGUUCCGGGUGCAGGCCCUGGGCGGCGACGGCAGCCCCGGAGGCUCCAGCAUCGAGGAGCAAUUUGAGACGUCGCCCGAAGGGCGCCUCACUCAAAACAACACGGCGGUUAUCUUCGGCGCGGCGGUCGUGGGAGCGGCCAUGCUCGUCGUCGCGAUCCUGGUCCUGUUCCUACGCAGACGGAAAAGAAACUCUCACUCCAGGCAAAGACCGGAGGACACUUAUUUCUCCAGCUCGGAGCAAUUGAAGCCUCUGAAGACCUACGUGGAUCCGCACACAUACGAGGACCCCAACAUAGCCGUCCUGAAGUUUGCCACGGAAAUCCACCCCAGCCACAUAACCAAACAGAAAGUCAUUGGAGCUGGGGAGUUCGGCGAGGUGUACCGCGGCAACCUGAAGAUGCCGGGGAGGAAAGAGGUGGCGGUGGCCAUCAAGACGCUGAAACCGGGUUACACGGAGAAGCAGAGGCAGGACUUUCUGAGCGAGGCCUCCAUCAUGGGCCAGUUCUCCCACCAGAACAUCAUUCGCUUGGAGGGGGUGGUCACCAAAUGUAAGGAUUACUUCAAACAUGCCAUGAUCGUGACUGAAUACAUGGAGAACGGAGCGCUGGACAGGUACCUCAAGGACCACGAUGGCGAGUUUCCCUCCUUCCAGCUGGUGGGCAUGAUGCACGGCAUCGCUGGGGGCAUGAAGUACCUCUCGGACAUGAGCUACGUCCACCGCGACCUCGCUGCCCGCAACAUCCUCGUGAACAACAACCUGGAGUGUAAAGUGUCCGACUUUGGCCUCUCCAGGGUGCUGGAGGACGACCCCGAGGGCACGUACACCACAAGUGGAGGUAAGAUCCCAAUCCGCUGGACGGCUCCGGAGGCCAUCGCAUACAGGAAGUUCACCUCGGCCAGCGACGUGUGGAGUUUUGGCAUCGUCAUGUGGGAGGUCAUGGCCUUUGGCGAGAGGCCCUACUGGGACAUGAGUAACCACGAGGUGAUGAAGGCUAUCAACGAGGCCUUUAGGCUGCCGGCGCCGAUGGACUGUCCCUCGGCGGUUUAUCAGCUGAUGCUGCAGUGCUGGCUGCAGGAUCGCUCCAAGAGGCCGCGCUUCGGAGACAUCGUCAACCUGCUGGACAAGCUGCUGCGGAGCCCGGACUCCCUGAAGACCAUCGCAGAUUUUGACCCACGCGUGUCCAUCCGCCUGCCCAGUACCAGCGGCUCCGACGGUUCCCCGUUCAGGUCGGUGUCCGAGUGGCUGGAGUCCAUCAAGAUGAGUCAGUACAGCGAGAACUUCAUCUGCGCCGGGGUCGUCACCAUGGACCACGUCCUGCAGAUGAAGAACGAGGAUAUUAAAAAUAUCGGCGUGAGGCUGCCCGGCCACUUGAAAAGGAUCGCCUACAGCAUCUUGGGUUUAAAGGACCAGACCAGCAGCCUGAGCGUCUUCGCCGUGUGAUCGUUGACAACGAAAGGGAAUUGAACACGCGGACACUGAAGCGGGCGGCGGCCCUUUGAACUCUGAGCUGAGCUGGAGGGAAGCGGCGGGCGCGGCCUCGAAUCGGCAGGACCAAGAAGACGCGUGCCGUCCAUCGGGGCCGACUGAAACCGACUCGACUUGCUGUACAUUUUUUGAUUUCUUCAUUUUAUCCACGCGGGAAUUGAGCAAAUAUACAACAAGUAGAUGUAUCAAGUAGACUCUGUAUAUUUAGAUAUCGAUUAUUUCUUCUUCUCGUCUUCUGUACAGUUACAAUUCAUUCCUCUGGCAUUUUUUUUUUUGCUCCUCAUUUCGCAUUCCUGCUUUCAAGAAAAUCAAACAAUCAAAGUUUGAUCAGUCAGUCCUGGGAACGGCUUCAGCUUCACAAAAUUGCCCACUGUUGCAUCCAGUAUCAAACAAACGUCGGUGUGAUGGUGUGUGACAGUGUGGGCGUGGUGGAGCCCGGCCCCCGCUUUUACGUGGAGGUUGGCGCUAAUGUCGCAGCGUCUCCCUUUUUUACAUUUUUUUUAGAUAGCACUUUGGUCCAUUUCCUGUCGGACCAAUGAGGAGGGAGCGUCGAUAGCUUGAGCUGGCCCAAAGUUAUAGAGACACGGGCGGACCUGGUGCUGUUACUGGCCUUCUGCAGAAAUUAAGCUAUAAUCAUGUAAGUGAUGUUAUAUGAAAAAGGAAAACAAAUAAGAGAGGAUGUAUAUAUAUAUAUACAAAUAUAUAUAUAUCAGGUACUCUUUGUGUACAGAUUACCAAAAAACAUUGGGUUGACAAUUAUUAAUGUAGCACUUGGAUCUAGAAUCUCGUUGUCUUGGUUUGUCUCAGAAUUGCAUGGAUGAGGCGAUUACACACUAAAUGAAAGGGGGAGGGGGGGGGGGUCGUGUGAAAUGAAUAUGUUUCAAUUAGAAAGCAAUAGCGUGCCGGUAAUGAAGAGGGGAGAAGGUGCAGUUUGCGAGAAAAAAAAAAAGAAAAAGAAAAAAAAAGGAAGGAAGGAAGGAAGGAAAAAAAGAUUUAAUGAUAAUGAGUCUUGUUGUGGUUGAGAUGAUUUCAUACUUAAUAAUAGAUUGGUUUGCAAAUUUCAAUGUCUCAUUGAGUUUUGUGGGAGGGAUUUUUUGAUUCGUAUCUCUGAGCGACGCGUUGACGGGAUGAAACGACAACUCUUUGCCUCGUCUGGUGGACCGGCCUCGUUCCACUCGCUCAAAGACGUGUUUUUAACGUGCAAAAAGUGAGGAACAUGAGCGGGAGUUUGCUUCUGUCUGGGUUUUUUUUUAAUGAAGCAGCUCACCGCUGUAAUGGGACAUGUGUGUGUGUGUGUGUGUGUGUGUGUGUGCGUGUGUGUGUGUGUGUAUGUCUCGUGGACAGUUUCCCCCAGUGCUCUUAAUUGAUGACUGCAAAUCAUUGUGUUAUGACGUACACCUUCCUUUACUUGAAUUUGUACUGUAUUUUCAUAUGCGUCUGAUUCUCUUGUAGUUUAUAGAUCCAUCUUUGGAAAAGGGAUGUUUUUGUUGUUAUUACUCUGGUUUACAGAUUGCAAUUACUUUUUAUUUUGUACAUUUUUGUAUGAUCUCACUUUCUACCAUAUUACCAAAACUGAUUAUUUUUCUACGUUCCCACCGCGCUCCAAAGUGAUGACUCCUGCCUUUUCAAACCUUUUUUUUUUUGAGCGUUCAUUCUUCAGAAAGCAAAUCAACUCCUUUCCUUUUUUCUUUUCUUUUUUUGCCUGUUUCAUACUGUAUUUAAUAGCCUAUUUAUUUUUUACUUUUAUUUAUUCAUGCUGACAAAACACUGAGCUGGGAUUAUAAUUGAAGGUUGUGCUCUCGUUCUCUCAAAAUAAUGAAAUAAAAUUCACUGCAUUUGUGGCACAAUAA